AUGUCAAUGCCAACGUUCAAUAUUUCAAUGUUCAACGUCAACAUCGACACGCCGCUACUUACUCAACUUAAAACCACAACUCCAACAAGGACUUUCCAGUUUUCGCCUGACCAAGCCAAACCCGACAUGCAAGGAUCGACGCAUCACUACAUCGAGGAAGAAACUCACACUUCUUGUACAACCUGCACCGUCUCGGGCGGUGGCCGUUGUUCGGCUUGUGAGCAACUCCUGGUACUCUACAAGAAGAUAGAAGGCCGAUUGAAAGCCCUCCAGCAGCUCCAGAUAGCUGUCUUCGAGCUCAAGUCACAACAGAAUCGCCAGCACGACCUCCUCGUGAACCGCCUCCCCGCCGAGCUCCUCGUACAGAUUUUCACGAAAUUACUUCCGCCUCGACCUGGACAUCAGCCGUCGACAUUCUUUCAGCCGCUUAUACGUGACGAAGAGGAACCUGAACCGCCCAGUUGGGCAACAAAAUCGGGCCCUUCGACCUUGUCGAGGGUUUGUCGAAGGUGGCGCGAUGUUAUCCGCUCUACGCCUCAGAUGUGGACGUCAAUCGUUGUGAAUGUAGACCAGGAGGAGAAGGAGUACGCCGAAUUCGUAAAUGAACAGUUUCUUCGGUCUGGGGCUUUGCCGGUCUGGGUCAAAGUUCACCAACCCUCUCAUGGAUACACCUCUUCCUCAAGGCAAACCUUGCCCCCGCCCCACACCGUGCGUCUCCUUGAUAUCGUCAACACCCAUUCCGCUCGUUGGAAGAGUUUGAAGAUAUGUCUUGGGACCAGCAUGUUGCAAUAUGUUUGCGGAAAUCCGCAAUCUAACUGUCAGCUUUACAACACCUGCAGAUAA
Messenger RNA from Cyclocybe aegerita, 843 nucleotides. Lineage: Eukaryota; Fungi; Basidiomycota; Agaricomycetes; Agaricales; Hemipholiotaceae. The record is from the annotation of a GenBank genome assembly.